Molecule: messenger RNA, 483 nt
Organism: Sphenostylis stenocarpa
Lineage: Eukaryota; Viridiplantae; Streptophyta; Magnoliopsida; Fabales; Fabaceae
Source: the annotation of a GenBank genome assembly
AUGUUGCACGCAACUCAAAUUCGCGAAAUCAAUCACUACAUGAUAUACAUCUCAGAAAUCUCGCAGUAUUUUCACCACGGGUGGGCCCCUCAGAAAUAUACAGAACAAUGUAAAAAACGAAACAAGUAUCGAACACAAUCUGAUGCUACACUACUUCAACCACUGAGCAAUAAAGAUGUGAGGAAAAGAGAAAAAAAAAAGUUACCAGAGACAGAACACAGAGAAUACGAAUCUGAACUUUCUCCGGUUCAUGACUUCGUCUCCGUCUUUGCGUCCAUAGAAGAUGCUCCGAGCUUGUUCAGUUUACAAAAGAGAUGGGCAGAGAAUCUAGGGAAUGCAGAAACAAGUGAUACUUCGAAAUUAAAAACAAGAUUUGUUGGUGAACUCGAAAGAUAUAUAUCCAAACUUCAAUCGGGUUUUGCCCUGAAACAUUAUGGUAGUUUGAUCCUUCUUUCAAGAUCCUUCACUGUCAUUCUGUGCUAA